GCGACGAGGACGGCCGGCGCGCUGCUCGCGACGCCAGACCCCGGGAGAGGCCGCCCGAGCUCCUGAGCGCUCGCCGAUCGCGCCGCCGGUCCCGCGACGAGCAGAGCCACCCGGCGCGCGCCACGGGCGCAGCAUGGACCUGAGCGGCCGGGCGCCGCGGCCGGAGGAUGCUGCUGCUCUCGUCGCUGCCACUGCUGCUGCCGCUGCCGCUGCUGCUGCUGAGCCAGUGCUGCCGCUGCUGCGAGGUCGUCGCCGGCAGGCAGCUCGACUGCCGCGGCGCGCGGCUGCUCGGCCUGCAGCGGCUGCCGCCCCCCUCGGCCAACAUCACCAGCGUAGAGCUGACCGGCAACGGGCUGAGCGAGCUCCCGGCCCGAGCCUUCGGCGGCUUCGCCAACCUCCAGGGGCUGCUGCUGGGGAGCAAUCGGCUGAGCCAGAUCCACGAGGACGCCUUCGCCGGCCUGGAGCAGCUCCGAGUUCUAGACCUGGACGGUAACCAGCUGCGCGAGGUGCCCAGGGCCGUGUCCAAGCUCGGCGGCCUCCGGGAACUGUCGCUGGCGAACAAUAGGAUCGAGGCGCUGGGCGCGGACAGCUUCGGCGCGGCCGCGCGGGACCUGCUGUCGCUGGACCUGCGCGCCAAUCCGCUCAGGCAGCUGCACGAGCUCGCCUUCCGGCGCAUGACGCGACUGCGGAAGCUGGUCCUGUCGGACGCGCGCGUGCUGGCCCAGUUCCCUGUGCUGGACGACUGCGCCUCGCUGGAGAUGCUGCGCGUCGACCGCGCCCAGCUGGGCCGCGUGCCCGCGCGGCUCUGCCGGCACUCGCCCAAGCUCAGGAGCCUGGAGCUGAAGACCAACCGCAUCGCCGCCGUGCCCGACCUCAGCCACUGCCGGGACCUGCGGCUGCUGGACCUGGCGAACAACCGGAUAUCCUCGCUGGACGGCCGGCCGUUCGAGGCCUCGGGCGCGCUGCGCGACCUGCUGCUGGCCAGGAACGCCAUCAGGCGCGUGCCCGCGGACGCGUUCGUCGGGCUGUCGCGGCUGCAGGUGCUGGACCUGGAGGGCAACCUCAUCGACUGGCUGCACCCCGAGGCCUUCGGCCAGCUGGGCCAGCUGCAGGACCUGAACCUGGGCAACAACGCGUUCCCGGAGCUGCCGGUGGCCGGCCUCGAGGGCAUCCUGCACCUCAAGACCUUCAACAACCCGGCGCUGCGCGAGUUCCCCGGGCCCGAGCGGUUCCCGCGCGCGCGCAGCAUGCUGCUGUCCUACGCCUACCACUGCUGCGCGUACGUGGCCGAGGACGGCCGCGGGGCCGCAAGGACGCUGGACGACGAGCUGGACGCGGGCGCCGCCCGGGACGCGGUGCUCUUCCCCGGCGACGACGACUUCGACCCCAGCCUCUGGAGCUCCAACCUCACCGACCUCUGGCCGCAGCUCAACAACAUGAGCGGCAAGUUCGGCACCAAGCUCAACGAGCUGUGGAACAACUUCGGCACGGACUUUAGCUACCCGGGCAACCUGCCGGCCUACGUCGAGGAGUACUUCGAGGACCAGGAGGGCGGCGGCGGUGGCGCAGGCGAGCCGCAAGGCAGGACGGUGCACUGUCGGCCCGAGCCAGGCCCGUUCCUGCCCUGCCGGGACCUGUUCGACUGGUGGACCCUGCGCUGCGGCGUGUGGGUGGUGUUCCUGCUGGCGAUGCUGGGCAACGGCACGGUGGUGUUCGUGCUGCUGUUUUCGCGCGGCAAGAUGGACGUGCCGCGCUUCCUGGUAUGCAACCUGGCGGCAGCCGACUUCUUCAUGGGGCUGUACCUGGGCGCGCUGGCCGUCGUGGACGCGGCCACGCUGGGCGAGUUCCGCAAGCACGCCAUCCCUUGGCAGAUGUCGGCGGGCUGCCGCGCGGCCGGCUUCCUCGGCGUGCUCAGCUCGGAGCUGAGCGUGUUCAGCCUGGCGGUGAUCACGCUGGAGCGCAACUACGCCAUCACGCACGCGAUGCACCUGAACAAGCGGCUGUCGCUGCGCCGCGCCUACUACAUCAUGGCGCUCGGCUGGUGCUUCGCGCUCACCAUGGCCGCGCUGCCGCUGUUCGGCGUGUCCGACUACCGCAAGUUCGCCAUCUGCCUGCCCUUCGAGACGGGCACCGCCUGGGCCACGGCCUACGUGGUCCUGCUCAUGCUCGUCAACGGCCUGGCCUUCUUCGUGCUGAUGGGCUGCUACCUGCGCAUGUACUGCGCCAUCCGCGGCUCGCAGGCCUGGAACUCCAACGACUCGCGCAUCGCCAGGCGCAUGGCGCUGCUCGUCUUCACCGAUUUCCUCUGCUGGUCGCCCAUCGCCUUCUUCUCGCUCACCGCCACCUUCGGCCUGCACCUCGUCAGCCUCGAGCAGGCCAAGGUCUUCGCCGUGUUCGUGCUGCCGCUCAACUCCUGCUGCAACCCCUUCCUCUACGCCAUCCUCACCAAGCAGUUCAAGAAGGACUGCGUGCUCAUCUGCAAGGCCAUCGAGGAGUCACGAGUGACGAGGGGCGCGGCCCGCUGCCGCCACGGCUCGCACCUGGGCCCGCGCCCCGCGCCCUCGCACCCCGACAGCCUGGUCACCGCCGGCGCCGACCAGCCUCAGUCGCAGCCGCAACAGCGACGGCGACAGCAGCGGCAGCGGGAGCAGCAGCAGCAGGCAGCACCACCACCACCACCACCACCACCAGCACCAGCCCGCCGCAAGCCGGUCGACGGCGCACCGCAGCACCAGCCCGGCUGCCCCUACGGCCGCGAGGCGCGCUGCUGGCGGGCCAAGCUCGGCUGCCGUGUUCGCGCAGCCGCGGCCGCGACGCCUACGCCUACCACGCGACCGCUGCCGCCGUCGCCGCCGCCGCCGCCGCCGAGACGCAGCAGCGCCGGCAGCACAAGCGCGCCUCCUCCGUGUCCUCCAGCGAGAACUGCUCGUCCUCGCGCUCCGACUCCUGGCGCCAGCAGCAGUGCGGCCUGCCGCUGCGCUUCCUCGAGCCGCGGCGGCGCGCCGGCGGCGCCGCGGUCGCCGCCUCCUCCUGGCUGAGCGGCCGCAAGCCUUCGCAGGACUCCAGCCUGAGCUCGUCGCGCAACGACUCCUCGGGCAGCGCCACCACGGCCAGCACCGGCACCUGGCGCGCCUCGCGCUCCUCCGGCUCGGCCGAGGCCGG
Molecule: messenger RNA, 3162 nt
Organism: Phymastichus coffea
Lineage: Eukaryota; Metazoa; Arthropoda; Insecta; Hymenoptera; Eulophidae
Gene: rk
Product: lutropin-choriogonadotropic hormone receptor-like
Exons: 12
Coding region: 168-3038 (956 amino acids)
Biological process (GO): G protein-coupled receptor signaling pathway
Cellular component (GO): membrane
Molecular function (GO): G protein-coupled receptor activity; protein binding; protein-hormone receptor activity
Source: RefSeq, a predicted model, not a curated record